Messenger RNA from Oncorhynchus mykiss (rainbow trout), 1995 nucleotides. Its product is annotated as protein phosphatase 1 regulatory subunit 14B. NCBI's taxonomy places the organism in Eukaryota, Metazoa, Chordata, Actinopteri, Salmoniformes, Salmonidae. The record is from RefSeq and is a predicted model, not a curated record. Gene Ontology annotation, cellular component: cytoplasm. Gene Ontology annotation, molecular function: protein serine/threonine phosphatase inhibitor activity. Gene Ontology annotation, biological process: innate immune response; regulation of phosphorylation.
AGAGAAGACACUGAAGAAAGAGAGAGACGGAGGACGGGAAGGCAGAAGAGAGGAGGGAAUAGUAAAGAAUUCAGGAAUAGACCAUUUUUUUUUUGUCUUACGUGACGUUAGGGUUUUCCGUAGAUCAAGGAAAAGUCAACCGCUUUUACGUUGCAACAACACGAGGACAGAGAGAGGAGAGACGGCACGGAAGAGCUUGUCUUUUGUAUUUUAAAUAAGUGUAGACGCUACUGCUGAUUUGUAGGCUGUCCUAAACCUUUGUACGCUGUAUUCUAAUACCGUAAAUAACUCAUUAUAGCCUUUAAAAAAUAUAUAUAUAUAUUUUUUAGGUCAAUUUGAUUUGAUGGAAACCACGAGGUGAACCUAAUGCCGUGCUCUUUUUUUUUGUUGCAAUAAGGGAACAAUCUCAGUAAUAUACUUGAAUUGAAUCGCUUCUCCUUAUGAGAAUCACGGCUGUUUAGCGCGAACAAUACCCGAAACAACGCGUCUGAAACUCGCUCUACCACCACAACUUUCAGGAUUUCCUUCAGCCGACCGACCAUGGCUGCGGUUACCAGCCCAGAGACGAGCCCUCAACCCCGGGUAUAUUUCCAGACGGUAGCCGCCGGUUCAACCGAAGAACCGGAGAUACCUGUUCGGAAGCAAGGGCGAGUAACCGUCAAAUAUGACCGGAAAGAACUAAGAAAGAGACUAAACCUGGAAGAAUGGAUAAUCGACCAGCUAACGGCUCUUUACAACUGUGAGGAGGAGGCUAUACCAGAGUUGGAGAUAGAUGUGGAUGAGCUGCUGGACAUGCCUAGCGAUGAUGACAGAGGAGCCAGAGUUAAAGAUCUCCUGGUAGACUGUUACAAACCAACUGAGGACUUUGUGUCUGGUCUGCUGGAUAAAAUACGUGGCAUGCAGAAACUCACCACCCCCCAGAAGAAAUAACCUCAACCCUGAGUCACCUCACCCCCUGCCUCCUCCCGCCUCCCUCCCUCACUCCAACCUCACCCCAAGAAACAGGAGCUUGGCUUCCUCAGAGAUAGAGGAGUAAGAUAGGUGAUCGAAGCAGCCAAUCAGAUCCAAGCAGGGUGUAUGAUGUCAUAUCCUGUGAUUUUUAUUUUUAUUUUAAUGCUUUAUUUAGUUUACAUUUAUUUCAAUAUUUUAAUUUUUGUUGUAUUGUUGUUAAAUAAUCAAACGAUCGGUCAUAUUUCUCAUGUUAAUGAGUGAAUAUAGCAAACUAUAAUGUAGUUGUAAACCAAGCCCAGGAUAUAUUCUGAGUUUUAGUAGCCAAGCCCAGGAUAUAUUCUGAGUUUUAGUAGCCAAGCCCAGGAUAUAUUCUGAGUUUUAGUAGCCAAGCCCAGGAUAUAUUCUGAGUUUUAGUAGCCAAGCCCAGGAUAUAUUCUGAGUUUUAGUAGCCAAGCCCAGGAUAUAUUCUGAGUUUUAGUAGCCAAGCCCAGGAUAUAUUCUGAGUUUUAGUAGCCAAGGAGGUGAGGUAGGGGGGGAGGGAGGGAGGGGAGGGGAGGGGGGGAGGGAGGGGGGCACUGGGUAGUGGAAAAUGUGUCUGAAUGUGUUCAUCCAAAUAUCCACACACACACACACACACACACUCAGGGAACAGCAGAAACACAGACCACAGCUGCUGUUCCUUCACACGCUCACACAGAUGUGAACACUGGUACACACACAAACACACACUGGCGCUCUCUCAUCAACACACACGGGAAAGAGGUGGAGGGGGGGGGGGUAUAAUCAUUGAGAGGGAGAUAAAUGGAGAAAAAGAGAGAGAAUCAGAGGUCUUACUCUUCCUGGCUUGGCUGCCUCACAAGGCCUUAUUGUUGCCAAUCAUGCAGCUCUCUCACUCACCCCAUGUUUCUCUUUUGCCCCUCCUUCCUCUGACUCCUUCCUCUGACUCCUUCCUCUGACUCCUUCCUCUGACUCCUUCCUCUGACUCCUUCCUCUGUCUCCUUCCUCUGUCUCCUUCAUCUGUCUCCUUCCUCUGUCUCCUUCCUC